AUGGAGCCAGAGAGCCAGCCUGACCAGCAAAUCUUCGUGGAUGACGAUGGGAACAUGUGGGGAGAAGAUGAGUUGGGUCGGUACAGGAUCGACAACCGAGUCUGGACCUGGAAUGAGAUCCAAGAGCAUCCGCUCUUCAUGAAAGACAUUCCUUCGGAUCCACGUGAUAUUGACAAUUAUCCGAUGCUGACUGCUUUGCAGAGCGUUUUGUACGAUGACCAGACACCUGAAGAGGUGGCUGAGAACUUUCGGAAGCAAGGUAACGAGGCCAUGAAGUUCCAGGCAUCGAAGAUUGCUUUGAUGAAUGCCUUGACUUUCUACACGCGAGGUAUUGAGAUGGAAUGCAAGGACGCCAAGUUGAACUCUGUGCUGCAUUCGAACAGGGCUGCAGUGGGGCUCAAGAUGGGCGAAUACUUGAAGGUGGUGGAUGAUUGCAGGCAUGCAGUGCGACUAGACCCGUCGAAUUUGAAGGCGUGGUUUCGGGGUGCUCAAGCCUCGGAGGCCAUGGGCCUCGCGGAGCAAGGCCUGAAAUUCUGCCAAGGCGCCCUGAAAAUCGAUCCCAAGGAGCCCGAAGUUGUCAGGGUUCAGAAGCAGCUCCAGGUAAAGUUGGAAAGCCAGAAGGACGCCCAAGCCGAGAUGCGAAAGGUCGAUGCCCGGGAAAAGGAUGAACGGAAGGCCAAGGCUUCCGCAGUUGAGAGUUUCUUGCAACUGCGCGGCUGCCGUUUGGGGCCGGUCCUCUUCGAUAUGUCCAUGUAUCGCAUGGCCAAUGGUGGCCUUACCCCGCAUCCAAUGUUGGUGGGGGAAGACCCUGACAUGACUGUCGAGUGGCCGAUGCUGCUUCUUUACGACGAAGUCAAUCAAUCAGAUUUUGUCGCUGCAUUCGAUGAACGAUAUGCCUUGGAGGAUCAGCUCCAAAUGAUGUUCCCUGAAGACCGCCAUGUGGAGUGGGAUGAACAAGGCAAGUAUGUAUGGUCGCGUCUAGCUGCUUACCUGGAGCUACUUGGCCAGUUCCAGUCCUUGCAGAGCUAA
This is a messenger RNA of Durusdinium trenchii, 1029 nucleotides long. The record is from the annotation of a GenBank genome assembly. NCBI's taxonomy places the organism in Eukaryota, Dinophyceae, Suessiales, Symbiodiniaceae.